UGGUGGCUGGCACCCAUAUAUUAGAAAGUGUCAAAGAACUCAAUUAUAGUGACUUUAUUGCUAACAAAUGCAUUUUCACAAGCAUUUGGACAUGAAACAUGUUCUUCCCAUUUGUGAAAUGAGUGACGCAUAUGCCCUUUAGCUAUAUGGAUCCUACUUCUGCAUGCUCGGAAGCUGCGGGCCUGGCAGUCAUCUGUCAUUUGCUCUUCCUGUGUGCUUCUUCAGUCUGUCUGACAUCUCUAAGCAAACAGAGGCCAAUACACAAUCACAGGCAGGGCCUUGUGGGGAGCCAGUGAGAGCGGCCCUCUUGUAAUGUUUGUGUGACAAAAAAGGCAAGGCAAAUCCUCGCAAUGGAAUCAGAUAAUCACCAACCUGUGAAGAGGCUGCCCCAAUCCACAUCCCUCGCCGGCCCCCCGGCUCUUGGAUUAACUGUCUGUUUGGCUAAAUAUUUUAAUCUGCCAGGGAGAGGACCAAGAAUGGGGUGACAGGGCUCGGAAUAAACAUCUAAUCCUAAAGCCCUUCCCUCCCUCGCUGCCUUGCAUUUCCUCCUGUGGGGAAAACCUCAAUUGAACGCUUGCAUGCUGGGGACAGACCGGAUGACUCAAUCUGCGUCCGCUUGUUCGAUGCUGGACGGAACAACGGCUCUUCAGACAGCCAGAAAUAAAAUCGGUGUGACAGACUGCUGCCAGACUGUCCCAGGCCUUACAUCGUCCAGUGGAAUGUACACAUUAGAGUGUGGGGUGUGUGUACAGACAAGGGUGCUAUAGUGAAGAGGGGGCACGCCGGGUUCACAGGGUCAAGCGAUGUCUGUCUGGGACGCAUCUGGAGCAGACAGACAAUGAGAACAACUAUCCAGCCAUCCAUUCUGUGGCGCGUAGCCUCACCAGGAUUGUGCUUAUCCCAACUUUAUUUGGGCAUACACCCUGCACUGGUCACCAGCCAAUCACUGGGCACAUAUGCUGGAGAACUAGACAACCACGCACACUGAGUGGGACUUUAACCCACGCUGCCUGUGUAAGAAAGUCGGGUUGAGUGAACCACUACACCAUCUGUGAGUGACCUUUAAAUGAAAACCCAAGCAUCAAACUAAAUUUUGGUUGCACAUGAUGAAAAUGUGGUAAAGUGAUGUAUUUUCACCCACCCUUUCCUAAAAAUCUAAACAAAUAAUGUAUGUUAGUUUAACACAUUUUAAUCAUGUGCGACAGAUGUACAUGUUCGAAUUGAGCAAAUUCAAAGAUGUUUUUUUUUUUUUGUGUAUUGCAUGGUUGUGGAGAUCCUUCUCUCCCAAUCGACCUAUCAACAAUCAAACACAAUGCUGGAAAAAUCGGCAUUGAUGACUUUUUACUGAACAUCAGAACAACAGAAGAUAUAUAUAAUAGUAAGUAGCAGGAGAUUUUAAAAGACAAGAACAUCAAUAGAUGUCAUUGUUCAGCACGUUCAAGGGCAGUAGGAAGAAAAGAAAAACAAUACAGUUUUCACUUUUGUCACGUUUAUAAAAAAGGAGAAUUUUCAUAAAAUGUAUCUAAAAAAAAAAGAAAAAACACACCCCUCUACACACAUGUGCAGAUAAUCUUAUGGUUGAGCUAAACCCCUAUUUGUACACAUACACGUAUGUACAUAUGCAAACCUACUCAUAUAGUGUACAUAACACUACAUUUUAAAAAGCAUGAUUUAGACGUUACUAUACUUCAAGCUGAUAGUCAUUGUCAUGUUUCUGAUCAUGUGCAAAAGUCAACUACUCCGGUAGUUAUUAUUUCCCCCAGCUGCAAUAUUGUCAAAUGUCAAUUAUGAUGCAGGAAAAAUGCAUGUGUAAUAAUGCCUGCAAGGACAGGAAUUAUGGCUCCAAAACAACGUCACCAGUUUUGAGGUGGGUCCAAAUGUGUUGAUUUACCUUCAGACUGACAUCAAAUGCAACAGAGGGGAGAAAUUGCACCCACUCACGAGUGAUGGCACUGGAGUCUAAUUGUUGCUGUUUGAAGUAUGGCCACUUAGAUAUCCUGUUUGGGAUGGGGCCUUGCAUUGUCGCACCUUUGUUCUGAUAAGGCUCCCUGCCCCCAUGGACAAAGUGUGAACGGCUGCAUGGGAGGUAUAAAAAAGGGGCCCGGGGGGCCACUGGCCAUCUCUGGCUCGACUCCUGCUACUGUGCGGCUUGCUUAUCAGACUUUUUCUUCCAAGAGCUUCCUCAUGGAUUUCCUCCGCGCGUGUGUCCUGUGCGUCGCCGUCUUCCUCGGCUUGACCGAGGCUUUGACGCAUCGGGAUAUGAAGGAGGCGCUUCUGCGCCAACUGGGCCUGGACGAGGUUCCGAAGAUCCACAAGAGGGAUUUGGAGAACUUGGUCGUCCCGGCUCAUGUUCGAAAUAAAUACUCGUCAAUGCUGAAGAUGCACCACCGCAGGAGACGCCGCUCUCUGCCGAGCCUGGCUGGCAUUUUGAGGGGAAUCCCCGGCACCGCUGACAUUUCCGGCGAGUACGUGUACUCCGACGCCACUCGGCAUCGCGUGCUGUUCGACAUGGAGGCGAGGAUACCGGAGAACAGCGAGGUGACCAUGGCCGAGCUCAAACUCUACCAAAGGGCGUCGUUCCACAAACGCCUCGCGGCGGAGAGGAAGAGCCACCGGCCCGUCGGCAACGCCAGAGUCAGCGUCUACUGGGUCGAGGGGCUUCCGAACGGAUCCAACCGCACCUCGCUGGUGGACUCGCGGUUGAUCCCCGUUCGCGAAACGGGCUGGAAGAGCUUUGAUGUGACCCAGGCCGUGCACUAUUGGUCCAAGACUCCGCAGAAGACGCCCACGAUGCACCUGGAGGUGUGGAUCGAGGGCGAGAGACCUGGCAGCUACGCUGCGGAGGUGGCCAAAAGUGUGCGCUUUACCACCCAGGAGCAGACGGACAACACCUUGGGCAAACCCGAGCUCGUCCUCUACACACUCAACCUCGAAGAAUACGGCUCCCGUGGCGACUGUGACAUCAGCCAGAGCAAAGGCACCUGUUGCAGGGAGCAGUACUUCAUCGACUUCCGCGCCCUCACGUGGACGCAGUACUGGAUCAUCGAGCCAGCGGGGUACCAGGCCUUCAGGUGCACCGGAGGCUGCAGGCAGCCCAAGCGGAACUACGGCUACGGGGAGAGGCGGUGCACGGUGUCGGAAAGCGCACCCUUGCCCAUCAUGUACCUGGUAAAGAAGGGCGACUACACUGAGAUUGAAGUGGCGGAGUUUCCCAACAUGAUCGUGGAGAGGUGCGCGUGCACCAUGGACAAUGUCUCCAUUGUGUGAAGUCAACCUCAUGGAAACAGCUUGGGAAUAAUAUAGUGCUGUUUCAUGGUCUAUUUAAGAGGUUAUAACAAGUACUUCCUAUUUAAACGGACAAUCGCAUGGGAGCUACAACACACUCCUCUCAA
This is a messenger RNA of Phyllopteryx taeniolatus (common seadragon), 3392 nucleotides long. RefSeq names its product lefty1 (gene lft1). NCBI's taxonomy places the organism in Eukaryota, Metazoa, Chordata, Actinopteri, Syngnathiformes, Syngnathidae. The record is from RefSeq and is a predicted model, not a curated record. Gene Ontology annotation, cellular component: extracellular region. Gene Ontology annotation, biological process: SMAD protein signal transduction; BMP signaling pathway. Gene Ontology annotation, molecular function: cytokine activity; transforming growth factor beta receptor binding; growth factor activity. The transcript is spliced from 4 exons. The coding region runs from base 2080 to 3267 and encodes 395 amino acids.